AUGGUGAAACACCAACCCUUACAGGUCUAUGAGAAACAGGUCUUUGUGUCCUUUGUCACUGGGAUCUAUGGUUGCCGCUGGAAACGCUACCAGCGCUCCCAAGACGACAGCUCCAGGUGGGAAUGUACGUGGUUCGUCAUCUUGUGCAGUUCUUUUCUCCUGCUUGUCUUUUGGGCCUACUUUUGGCUGGUGGCUCAAAAUGAUUUUAAUGAGUUCAACUGGUCAGUAUACAACCGCUCUGGAGAGUGGAGGGAUGAGACCAUCCCCAUCCUCACAUCCACCACUGUGGGAUUCAGCUACAUCACAUUUUUAAUGAUUUUAGCACUGUUCCAUAUAUCCUUGGGCCAGCAGCUCAACCUCUACUGGGUUCACAAGAUUGGAGUGCUGGCUACGCUACUCACAACCAUCUCUGGUGUGGUCUCUGUUGAUGACAUAUGGGGAGAUGAGUGGGACAUCCUGCUGGUGUCACUGCAGUCUACAGCACCGUUCCUGCACAUCGGAGCCUUGGCAAUUGUCACAGCUUUGAGCUGGUUGGUAGCUGGAUAUGUGGUCCGCCAAGAGAGAUCAAAUUCCCAGAUGGUUGUUUUGCUGUUGUACAUCGUCAUCCUUCUGGCUCUCUAUUUGGCACCGCUCACAUUCACCUGCCCCUGCAUCAUGGAUCGCCACAGCCUCAGACCUCGACCAGACAUCAUUGGUCGACGGGGAGCUCCUAUGCUGGCCCCAGAAAACACCAUCGUGUCCUUUCACAGAGCCCUGCAGCAUGGGGCGAGCUCCCUGGAGGCAGAUGUCACUAUCAGUGUGGACGCUGUUCCCUUUCUUAUGAGAGACCAAACGUUGAGACGGACCACCGACGUUAGUAAGGUCUUCCCAGCCAGACAGUAUGAUGAUGCCUCCUUCUUCAACUGGACAGAGAUUCGCUCUCUGAAUGCAGGACAGUGGUUUUUGGAGAGUGACCCCUACUGGACAGUAGAAACCCUGACAGUAAGAGACCGGAGCAGAAUAAGCAACCAGACAGUUUGCAGUCUGGUGGAGAUGCUGCGCCUGGCAGCUAGGACCAACGGCUCUGCAUUGCUCAAUGUCCGCAGGCCUCCACCACAGCACCCACGCCACCGGAGCUGGUUCAUGGACACACUGUGGGCUGUGCAGAAAGCAGGGAUUCCCACGAAGAGGGUGACGUGGACCCCUGACACGGAUAGGGGGAGGGUGCGAGGGCUUCCUCAGACCACAAAUGAGAAGCUGUCAGUGGAAGAGAUAAGGCAGCGGGGAAUAACAAGCCUGACCCUCCACUACGGCAAGGCCAGCCACAAAGACAUACAGGAGUAUCUGGCGAAUAAUGUGAGUGUGACUGUCUACCCAGUGAAUGAGCCCUGGCUCUACUCCAUUCUGUGGUGUAGCGGGGUGCCUUCUGUAUCCUCUGAUGCCCCUCAAGUCCUCCGAAAGGUGCCUUACCCCAUCUGGCUCAUGAGCCAGAAAGCGUACAACUUCAUCUGGAUCACUUCGGAUCUUGUCUCCCUCACCAUAGUCAUUGGGAUUUUCUGUUUUCAGAACUAUCAUAUGAUCAGGUGGAAGAUGAGUGGGAUGCAGAACUAUAACCCGGAACAGAUAAUGUUGUGUGCUGUGACACAUCGGUCCAGUUGCGACGUCAACAUCAUGAAGGAGAAGCUCAUAUUCUCAGAACUCAACAAUGGGCUCAGCAGCACAGAGGAGCUUUCUCUGUAUUCUGAGAAUGGUUAUGCCAGAUAAUCUCAUGGAGGCCGCUCAGGUCGCUGAACAAAAUACACUGCUAAAGCUGGCAAGUCUGGGAUGUUAGCUUGAUUUCAGAGUGUUACUGACUGAAAGUUAUUUUCUUGUCACAAUCAAAA
Plectropomus leopardus (leopard coralgrouper) is the source of this 1862-nucleotide messenger RNA. RefSeq names its product glycerophosphodiester phosphodiesterase domain containing 5a (gene gdpd5a). Gene Ontology annotation, molecular function: glycerophosphodiester phosphodiesterase activity. NCBI's taxonomy places the organism in Eukaryota, Metazoa, Chordata, Actinopteri, Perciformes, Serranidae. Gene Ontology annotation, biological process: positive regulation of neuron differentiation; lipid metabolic process. Gene Ontology annotation, cellular component: plasma membrane. The record is from RefSeq and is a predicted model, not a curated record.